GUAUAAGACCCACGCGUUACGGGCCUCAGCAGCUUAUUUGUUUUCGAAAAGCCUCGACGAUCGGACGGAUCUUGGCCUGGUACGCGUUCUCGCCUAGUGUAACCACACCUAUCGUUACUUUUCUGCUGUCUCCUAUCACGUAUUGCAACCGCUCAAGGAUUCAGUGCAGUUCGGGAUCGUCGCGAGUGACUUCAGCGGACCUGAGUUUUGUGUACACGGUAGUGAUCUGGAAAAGUGUCAGUGAAUUCCGGAGCAACUAGUUACAACCACCGAGGUUAUUGAGAACGGGUUAUGAAGCAUACAUUAUUGCUGAUCCCUCUCGCAGGGCUUUUAUCGUUGACCGGUGCACAAUAUGGACCUCAACCGCCCCGAAUCAACAUCCCCGGUGCCGUUCCGAUACCCAUAGUACGUGGUGUGCCGAUCCGUGAAGAACGAGUGCUUUCCCACCACCAGGUCCCAGUGCUGCGAGUACGCCGGCCGGGUUCGAUCCGUCCAAACCAGAUUCCAAAUGCGAUUCAAAUUUCAACCCCUAAGUUUCUCGAGCCGGCGCAUAAACCCGUCACCGAAGAACGCGAAGAGCACGAAAACUCCCAACCAUUUAUUCCAAUCAUCCAUACCUCUCCUGCUCCCCAACAGCACUCCAUACCCGAAGAAUUAGACGAACGUGAAAUUCAACAAAACAUCCUUUCCCGAUUCAACUCACAGGACAACCGACCUGCCCCCAUUCCACGGGCCCAAAUUCCAGAGCGAUUCUUUUCAACGGACAAGGAGGUAUUACCUAAUGCGCAGCGAUUCAACGUACCAUCCGAGCGCCCAUCCGCACCAGUUCCAGCUCCAAAGCAGUACCGUCCAGCCCAGCAACAAGUCAUCUCAAGGCCCGCCCCAGUCCGCCACCAGCAGCAUUUAGAUGAUGAAAAUCGACCGCACAACAGCCGACAGCACUCCGAUAACGAACGCCGACGCAAGCCAGUUGCCCAAAUUUUGCGUAAGUGGCGUGAGGAACACGAGGAUGGUUCUAUCACGUGGGGCUUUGAAAACGACGACGGUUCUUUCAAAGAGGAAACCAUCGGCAUCGAUUGUGUUACUCGUGGACGCUAUGGUUAUGUUGAUCCCGACGGUGAAAAACGUGAAUACAGUUAUGAGACUGGCAUCCUGUGCGACCCUAAUAAGCGCGACGAAGAGGAUGAAGAGGAGUUGGAAGAUGAAAUACAGCUCAGGAACAAUGCCGGCAAAACAAAGCGGCCGGCCCAGGGCCAGUUUAAUAGAAACUAAUAUUUUUAGGCUGUCCUCUUCGACGAAGUACUAACUCUAGUAAGGAUUUCUCUUCGAAAAAUUUACUCGUGCGGUUCGAUUCACGUCAGGGUGCUAUUUUCGUCAUUAGGAUUGUAUUUAUUAUAAUUGUACGACUUAAACUUUCUAAUUAAAAGAAAAGAAUUGAAACAAACUCCACUCUCGCGAAAAACUUUCUCGUGUUAAA
Messenger RNA from Wyeomyia smithii (pitcher-plant mosquito), 1477 nucleotides. RefSeq lists its product as uncharacterized. The record is from RefSeq and is a predicted model, not a curated record. Gene Ontology annotation, molecular function: structural constituent of chitin-based larval cuticle. The transcript has 3 exons. The coding region runs from base 292 to 1272 and encodes 326 amino acids. Gene Ontology annotation, cellular component: chitin-based extracellular matrix. NCBI's taxonomy places the organism in Eukaryota, Metazoa, Arthropoda, Insecta, Diptera, Culicidae.